GAUUUCAGUAACCAAACAGCAACAACUAACAAGGUUAUGACCAGGUACGUAUUCAUCUGUGAAGAUCAGAAACCAAACAGCAACAACUAACAAGGUUAUGACUAGGUAAUUAUCUGUAAAGAUCAGGAACCAAACAGCAACAACUAACAAGGUUAUGACUAGGUAAUUAUCUGUAUAGAUCAGGAACCAAACAGCAACAACUAACAAGGUUAUGACUAGGUAAUUAUCUGUAUAGAUCAGGAACCAAACAGCAACAACUAACAAGGUUAUGACUAGGUAAUUAUCUGUAUAGAUCAGGAACCAAACAGCAACAACUAACAAGGUUAUGACUAGGUAAUUAUCUGUAUAGAUCAGGAACCAAACAGCAACAACUAACAAGGUUAUGACUAGGUAAUUAUCUGUAUAGAUCAGGAACCAAACAGCAACAACUAACAAGGUUAUGACUAGGUAAUUAUCUGUAUAGAUCAGGAACCAAACAGCAACAACUAACAAGGUUAUGACCAGGUAAUCAGCUGUAUGGAUCAGGAACCAAACGGCAACAACUAACAAGGUUAUGACUAGGUAAUUAUCUGUAUAGAUCAGGAACCAAACAGCAACAACUAACAAGGUUAUGACUAGGUAAUUAUCUGUAUAGAUCAGGAACCAAACAGCAACAACUAACAAGGUUAUGACUAGGUAAUUAUCUGUAUAGAUCAGGAACCAAACAGCAACAACUAACAAGGUUAUGACUAGGUAAUUAUCUGUAUAGAUCAGGAACCAAACAGCAACAACUAACAAGGUUAUGACUAGGUAAUUAUCUGUAUAGAUCAGGAACCAAACAGCAACAACUAACAAGGUUAUGACUAGGUAAUUAUCUGUAUAGAUCAGGAACCAAACAGCAACAACUAACAAGGUUAUGACCAGAAAAAAUUUGUCGGAAAUUGUGAUUUUUGAUGCAGGGCUUCAAAAUGUUUUGACAAAGUGUUAUACUACAGAUCCUGGGAAAUAUGGUUGGUGUGGACUAACCAUAAAAGAUAAAACAACUCACAAAAACAAGGAUAUGGAUAUCAAAUAUGAUAACGGAUGGGGACAUUGUUCGGAUACAUGCCUGGAUAAAGAAAAAAUAUCAAAUGCAGGCAAAGCUCGGAUUAAGCCUGUCAAGAUCAUGGAUCAAACUUAUUGUGAUCAAGAGCUGAUGAGAAUGAUCAGAGGAAACAAUUCCUUCACUGUUAAACCCUUGGUAUACUGUGUUGCUCAUAACGAAACCUAUAAAACUGGAUUUUAUGAAAAGCUUGAGAAUGGAACUUAUAAAGAACUGGAGUCUAAGGCAGAAUAUCACUUAAAAUUAAACAGAUCCUUCCCCUGGUAUAUCAGAGCUACAGGGAGCUGUAGAGGGGAUUCUGGCGGUCCACUCUAUGAACAGAGAGGGAAUGAAUAUAUUCUACUUGGAACUGCAAGUAGGGGUGCUGGUAGUUUAGAAACAUGUGGAGGCAUUGAUAAUCCUACUCAUUAUGUCAGGAUGAAAGACAUGCUACCAUGGAUAACUGAGUAUGUUUCAAAAGAUGAACUAUGUAUUGUAAAUUAGAAAACAUCCAAAUUAAUAAAAUGUAAAACAUUU
This is a messenger RNA of Eurytemora carolleeae, 1597 nucleotides long. RefSeq lists its product as uncharacterized. NCBI's taxonomy places the organism in Eukaryota, Metazoa, Arthropoda, Copepoda, Calanoida, Temoridae. Gene Ontology annotation, biological process: proteolysis. The record is from RefSeq and is a predicted model, not a curated record. The transcript is spliced from 11 exons. Gene Ontology annotation, molecular function: serine-type endopeptidase activity. Bases 896 to 1564 code for a protein of 222 amino acids.